AUGGGGCCUAAUGCCAAGAGCGACAGUGAGACAGGCUUUGAGCUUCCCAGCCCAGCUCAGCCUAGUCCCAGCUCAGUCCCAGCCCAGCUCAGUCCCAGCCCUGGCCAGCCUAGCCCAGCUCAGUCCCAGCCCAGCCCAGCCCAGCCCAGCUCAGUCCCAGCCCAGCCUAGCCCAGCUCAGGCCCAGCCUAGUCCCAGCCUAGUCCUAGCCCAGUCCCAGCCCAGCCUAGUCCUAGCUCAGUCCCAGCCCAGCCUAGCCCAGCUCAGUCCCAGCCCAGUCCAGUCCAGCCCAGCUCAGUCCCAGCCCAGUCCAGUCCAGCCCAGCUCAGUCCCAGCCCAGCUCAGUCCCAGCCCAGCUCAGUCCCAGCCCAGCUUAGUCCCAGCCCAGUCCCAGCACAACCCAGUCCAAGCCCAGUCCCAGCACAACCCAGUCCAAGCCCAGUCCCAGCCUAAGCCCCAGCUCCUACCCAGCCACCCCAGCCCUAGGCCCCUACCUUACCACCCCAGCUCCUACCCUGCCACCCUAGCUCCUACCCUGCCACCCCAGCACUCGGCCCCUACUCUACCACCCCAGCUCCUACCCUGCCACCCCAGCACUCGGCCCCUACCUUACCACUCCAGCUCCUACCCUGCCACCCCAGCACUCGGCCCCUACCUUACCACCCCACCCCAGCUCCUACCCUGCCACCCCAGCUCCUAG
Oncorhynchus masou masou (cherry salmon) is the source of this 699-nucleotide messenger RNA. RefSeq lists its product as uncharacterized. NCBI's taxonomy places the organism in Eukaryota, Metazoa, Chordata, Actinopteri, Salmoniformes, Salmonidae. The transcript is spliced from 2 exons. Bases 1 to 699 code for a protein of 232 amino acids. The record is from RefSeq and is a predicted model, not a curated record.